Molecule: messenger RNA, 3192 nt
Organism: Talaromyces marneffei
Lineage: Eukaryota; Fungi; Ascomycota; Eurotiomycetes; Eurotiales; Trichocomaceae
Exons: 7
Coding region: 1-3192 (1063 amino acids)
Biological process (GO): protein polyubiquitination
Cellular component (GO): ubiquitin ligase complex; cytoplasm; nucleus
Molecular function (GO): ubiquitin-ubiquitin ligase activity
Source: RefSeq, a predicted model, not a curated record
AUGUCGGAACCGCUCUCAGAUGCUGAUAAGAUUCGCAAUAAGAGGUUAGCAAAAUUAGGCGGAACAGCAACAUCACCUGCUGCCUCACCGACAGAGUCGAGCUCCACACCGCGACCGCCGUCGAAUAUCCCAACUCCACAACCACAAGCUGAGCUAUCGCAGGACCAGAACGAUGCUAGACCAGGUGAAUCCGCGCAAGGCAAGAGGAUAAAGAUUAGCCCCUCCACAGCAACUCCCAAUGUUCCAUCGCCAUCGUCAUCGUCAUCGCCAGCGCCAGCGCCACCUAAGCAGCGGGCCGGCCCCAGAGCGGACGAGUCUCUCGAGACCUUUGAAGAUAGAACAUUACGCGCAUUAUUCAGCAUCACUCUCGACGAGACCCAGCAGAAGAAUAUACACGGCCAGAAAUUAACUUUUCUGCCGGGCGUACUCAGUGAACUCAAGGAUGAAGGAUCGGAAAUUAGGAUAUCUACUGGCGUCUUGGAUCAGGCGAUUUUGGAAGCGGCGUCAAACACUGGCCGUGAUACACCCUUGGGUUAUCUUUUGUCGUGCUGGAAGCGUGUGCGACGGUUGAUUAAAGGCUUUCGGAAGUCGUCUGACGAUGACCCCCGUUUCGCCGUGAUCAGUGAGGCCAAACGCCUAUGUAUAAGUUAUGCUGUUUUUGCAGUGACUAUGCCGGAGAUGUUUGGUGAAACGCCGACUGGUCGUUCGCCUUUGAUCCCAAACCUCCUUCUCGAUGCGGAAGACCCUCACGGAGUGGAUCUUGAGUUUCUUGCAGAAGUUGUGAAGCUUUUCGAAGAACAGGAUGAUCUGAAGCCGGCAAUUAUUACUACGGUGGAGCAGAUGAGUCAGGAACUAUCUGCAAAGACUAUGAAUGAUGACUAUAAGCCAUAUGUAGCGGCACUCAGGAACCUCGUUCACCAUGCCGCUAUCGGAUCUGCCAUUGCUGAGUCUCCGCGAUUCCUCAACCAAACAGAUGCUGCGUCUUUUGAAGUUAAUACAUUACUUGGACCUUGGUUUCGUUUGUCACCGCUUCAAGCUCCAGUCACGACUACUUAUUUUUCCAGCCCCAAGACCCGGGAUCAGGGUUUUAUUCUUAACUCGCAGCGGUCCCUUCGAAUGACACAGCAAUUGCUCAGUUCUGAUCUUUUGGAUGUUAUUAAUCAUCUUAUUCGCGCUUCGAAAGAGGCUAGAGAGAAAGUGCUCGAUUGGUUUGCGGCAGCCAUUAAUCUGAACCACAAGAGGAGAGCGAUGCAGGUUGAUCCGAAAACCGUUUCGUCCGAUGGGUUCAUGUUCAAUAUCACUACUUGUCUCGACCAGCUCUGUGAGCCGUUUAUGGAUGCAGCAUUCACAAAGAUCGACCGCAUAGAUGCGGGUUAUCUUCACCGGAAUCCCCGUGUCAAAAUGGGCGACGAGACCAAGAUAAACGCAGACCAACAUACAUCCGACGAGUUUUAUGCACGCAAAGUAGAGGGCACCUCCAACUUUAUAUCUGAAGUUUUCUUUCUUACUGUCGCAGCGCAUCAUUAUGGCAGCGAAUCUCUGACUUCCAAGCUGGAGCAACUUGAAAAGGACCUUCGUCAUAUGGAAACUCAAAUCAACAAGUUUGAGCUUGAGCGACAUAAAUGGAUCCACAACCCGAUGCAAUUGAGAACAUUUGAAGAAGCCCUCAAAAAGUACAAGGACCGACUUGACCUUGGCCUUUGUCUCAAAUACAGCCUUCAAGGUUUACUAUUUGACACAGUGUGGCAGACUCGUUCCAUGCAGUUCAUGAGAUAUGUCAUUGUAUGGAUUCUCCGCCUCGUUUCUGGACUGGACUUUCCCAAACAGAAGCUCUCCUUGCCCCUACCGGAAGAGCCUCGCGAAAUUUUCAAGUGUCUCCCUGAAUAUUUUAUUGAUGACAUCGUCAGCAACUUCAAGUUCAUCAUGUGGUCUAUGCCACAGAUCAUCACCACGGCGCAAGGUGAUGAACUUGUAAUGCUGUGCAUUGCAUUCCUUGAAAGCUCGCAAUACAUCAAAAACCCCUAUCUCAAAGCCGGUCUUAUCUCUAUACUGUUCCGAGGUACUUGGCCUCGACCCGGCGGGGCUAGAGGCAUUCUUGUGGAUUUGCUCAAUUCAUUGCCCUUCGCAAAUGAGUAUCUCCUUCACUCCGCCAUGAAAUUCUACAUUGAAGUUGAGCACACUGGAACACAUACACAGUUUUUCGACAAGUUCAAUAUUCGAUACGAAAUCUUCCAGAUCAUCAAGUGCAUCUGGAGCAACCCAACUUAUAGAAAUCAACUUUCCGAUCAAGCAAAUGAGAAUCUCGACUUCUUCGUUCGAUUUGUCAACCUUCUCUUAAACGACGUGACAUUCGUUCUUGAUGAAGCAUUUACUGCAUUUAUUACCAUCCACGAUACGCAAGAGCUACUCAACCGAGAAGGAAACACCAUGGAGCAGACAGUACGGCAAGAAAAGGAAGAGGCCCUGAGUGCAGCUCAACGCCAAGCCAAAUCCUACAUGCAACUCACCAACGAAACAGUAGCCAUGCUCAAACUCUUCACAGAGGCAUUAGCAGAUUCAUUCACUAUGCCCGAAAUCGUACAGCGAUUGGCAGACAUGUUGGACUACAACCUUGAGGCGAUGGUGGGACCUAAGAGCUCGAACCUGCAUGUGGGUAAUCUGCAAGAAUACGGCUUCAAUCCCCGUGGACUUUUGAGUGAGAUCAUCGAUGUGUAUAUCAACUUGAUGAACAAGGAGAACUUCAUCUAUGCCGUGGCCCGGGAUGGACGUUCGUACAAACCACAGAAUUUUGAGAAGGCAGCUGAAAUCAUCCGCAAACGAGCGCUGAAAUCAGAUGAAGAAUUGGCUAAAUUAGUGGAAUUAGCGAAACGGAUCAAGAAUGCCAAGGAGGCAGAUGAUCAGGCAGAGGAGGAUUUGGGAGAAAUUCCAGAUGAUUUCCUUGACCCCCUGAUGUACACCCUCAUGGAAGACCCAGUCAUCCUACCCAACUCCAAAGUCACGAUUGACCGCGCCACAAUCCGUUCUCACUUGCUGAGCGAUCCACAUGAUCCUUUUAACCGAGCGCCAUUGAAAAUUGAAGAAGUCGUACCCAAUAUGGACCUAAAGAAACAAAUUGAAGACUUCAAAGCAGAGCGCAAAGCUGCGAAAUUGCAGUCCAUGAAGAAGGAUGUUAUGGAUACUUCGACUGGGUGA